CCGCGCUCCUCUGCAUCGCCGAGGACGACUUCUACGGCGGAGGAGGGGUGUCGGCGGCGGAGGAGCUCUUCGGCGGGCUCCUCGCGAUCGGAACCCUAGGGAUCGGCCCCGAGCCCAUCGAUGAGGGGGCCGAGUACGAGGUCGACGACCCCUUCGCCGGCACCGGAGCCGAAACCCCAAGGUUCGGGCCUCCGGUGGCUACGGCGGCGACGGCGGCGGCGGCGGCGGGGGGGAUGGAUCUGGUGGAGGUGAGCCCGGAGCUCGAGAAGGUUCUCGCAGCGGAGGCGGCGGCGGCGACGGAGAGCGAGCUGAUGGUGGUGAGCGCCGAGCUUGAGAAGGUGCUCGCGGCGGAGAUCGGGUGGAAGGACGAGGAGGCGGGCGACGCCGCCGAGAGCGGCGGAGGCGGCGGAGGGAUGCAACUGAUGAUGAAGAGGAUGCUGAAGAAACGGGCGACAAAGGGUUCCGGCGACGAUCUCGCAGAAGCUCCGGCGGCCGAGUCCAAAUUCCAUAAGAUCCUUCAAAUAUUCCACAGAAAAAUUCAUCCUGAAAACAGUGUAGCGGCAAGAAAACUUAAGAAGGAUAAGAAGCAAGGAAACAGAGACAAAGGGCCUACUUUCUUAGGCAACAAUGGUAUCGAUGGUGGUGGUGCUGGCGGUGGCGGCGACGGGGAGAACAGAAUGUUGGCUUCUAAAAUUGCUUGUCGUAAGGAGUGCAUGCCAAGCUUCAGAUGCUGCUCGAUGCCUGCAUCGGUUGACCUUGAUGGGGAUGAUUCUACCGGCAAUUGCGAGCAUUGGAUCAAGACUGAUGCCGACUAUCUGGUGCUGGAGCUAUAGAAGAAAAGGAGGUGGCAAAAUUAUCGGUUCUCCAAACGAAGUGAGUAUAUGAAUAAUAUGUGCAAGUCUGUUUGCGAGCAAAGAUCUUAUCCACUUGGUAGCUGAGUAGUGUAUGUGUCUCUCCAUGUGUGCGCGUGCGCGUGCGCGUGAACGUGCAAUUGUGCGUAUAUGAAUUAGUGUGUGGUAUAUUGAUUAUGAAGGGCUUGUUCACAGAAUAAGUUGGGAUAAUAUUUGUGCUCUGAUGUGAUUGGAAUAAGAUGCAAAUCGAAUGAUGCUUUACAUGAAAUAGUUGUGGGGCCUCUUAUCCUUA
Messenger RNA from Ananas comosus (pineapple), 1143 nucleotides. Its product is annotated as protein LAZY 1. Lineage: Eukaryota; Viridiplantae; Streptophyta; Magnoliopsida; Poales; Bromeliaceae. The transcript is spliced from 3 exons. Bases 234 to 833 code for a protein of 199 amino acids. The record is from RefSeq and is a predicted model, not a curated record. Gene Ontology annotation, biological process: regulation of auxin polar transport; gravitropism.